Racocetra persica is the source of this 369-nucleotide messenger RNA. The record is from the annotation of a GenBank genome assembly. NCBI's taxonomy places the organism in Eukaryota, Fungi, Glomeromycota, Glomeromycetes, Diversisporales, Gigasporaceae.
AAUUUUUAUCAAUUGUCUACGGCUUACAAUAUCCUGACGAAUGAAGCCGAACGCUCUCAAUACGACAGAUGGCGUACAGGAUCAAUCAAGAUUCCUUACAAGAUGUGGAAAGAAAUGGUUAUGAAACGGGGUCAUACUGUUCAUUGGACAACGCCACCAAAACAACCACUUAAAAUAACUGACUCUUUAGAUACAGAAACUUUUUCUAAUCAAGCUUACAAUAAUAAUACAUAUAUUCAACAUAAUACUUCUAAAUUUGGAACUGGAAAUGUGCUGAAACUGGGAAUUGCCAAUGAUAAUUUCGGUGAGGUGAUGCCGAAAUUGAAAUUUGUUUCUAUGUUUAUGUUGAAAUGGAAAAAAGUUUUAUGA